Messenger RNA from Emys orbicularis (European pond turtle), 573 nucleotides. RefSeq names its product regulator of G protein signaling 16 (gene RGS16). The transcript has 5 exons. Bases 1 to 573 code for a protein of 190 amino acids. The record is from RefSeq and is a predicted model, not a curated record. NCBI's taxonomy places the organism in Eukaryota, Metazoa, Chordata, Testudines, Emydidae.
AUGUGCCGGGGUUUAGCUGCACUUUCCACCUGCUUGGAAAGAGCCAAACAACUCAAGACUCGUUUAGGGAUCCUGCUUCAUAAACCAGAGUUGGGACAUGAGGCUGAGAGUUUCAGCACGUCUGAGCAGGGCACCAAACUGAGAAACUCCUCAGAGGAAGCACUAGAAUGGAAGAAGUCCUUUGAUCACCUGCUGAAGAGUAAAAAUGGGGUGGCUACAUUCCAUGCCUUCCUGAAGACAGAGUUCAGUGAGGAGAACCUUGAGUUUUGGUUGGCUUGUGAGGAGUUCAAAAAGUCCCGGUCAAAAACUAAACUGUCAUCCAAGGCCCACAGGAUCUUUAAGGAGUUUGUUCAAAAUGAAGCACCUAAAGAGGUGAAUAUUGACCAUGAAACCAGAGAAAUAACCCGGAAGAACCUGACAGCUGCUACUUCUUCUUGUUUCGAUGCUGCACAGACAAAAACCCGCACUUUGAUGGAGAAGGAUUCCUAUCCCAGGUUCCUGAAAUCUACCUCCUACCAGGACUUGACAGAGCAAAUCACCAGCCAUAGCACCAGCAAGCGGUUGCAUACCUGA